Molecule: messenger RNA, 1929 nt
Organism: Hemiscyllium ocellatum (epaulette shark)
Lineage: Eukaryota; Metazoa; Chordata; Chondrichthyes; Orectolobiformes; Hemiscylliidae
Gene: otop1
Product: otopetrin 1
Exons: 7
Coding region: 1-1929 (642 amino acids)
Biological process (GO): inner ear morphogenesis; proton transmembrane transport
Cellular component (GO): membrane
Molecular function (GO): proton channel activity
Source: RefSeq, a predicted model, not a curated record
AUGACGCCUCCACCUCACUAUGAGAGGGCACCUGGUAUAAAAAUUCAUGCGCAGGCACAGAACAAUGCAACAUUGCUCUUCUGUAUUAUCAAGAGUGUCGGCCUCCACACAAGAACCAGGAUUCCUCGGCGUCUGGAGAUGACUGAAAGAUGCGGAUUUGAGAUUUUGGGUCACUGUCAGCGGCGCCCUGUAACCAGCCAAGCUGGGGCAGUGGGAGAUCAGAGUUUCACAGAGUUUAGCAGCUCUUUCUCAGCCAACCAGCCUCUGAAGCAGGCUGUCAUCAUGAGCGCUCAGUACGGGAUCAACGUGUUUGUGCUGGGCUUGGUGCUGAUGCUGGCGGGAACAUUUCACAGAGCCGGAGUGACUCAGGAACACAUCCUCGCCUACCUCAGCACCCUCAUGGCGAUACAACUGGCCUGGAUGCUCUGGUACUUCUCCAGAAGACAUGGAAAGAGAGUGCUGCUCACCGAGAAAGAUGAACACGCCGGACCAAGGUGGUUGAGAGGGGGUUUAACCUUAUUUGCCACCUUGAGUUUAGUUCUGGAUAUGUUUAAAAUUGGAUACUACGUUGGAUAUUCAAGUUGUCUCACAGCCGUCAAAGGUGUCUAUCCUGCCAUCCACGCAGUGCACACUCUCUCACAGGUGUAUUUCCUUUGGUUCCAUGCAAAGGAUAUCAUUCAAACUUUUCAAAUGAUAGAAAGAUUUGGAAUGAUUCAUUCUGUUUUUACGAACCUGCUGUUAUGGGUGAACAGUAUAAUUGCAGAGUCAAAACAUCAGUUAAAUGACCACAAAAAGAGACUGGCAGGACAUGGCUUUGCCAACUUAACUAUGGUCGUUGCAGAAAAGUCUGGACCAAACUGCAGCUGUACUAUACAUGUAUGCGCUGCUUUCUACAAAGCCUCCUAUUACAUGUACCCUUUCAGCAUUGAGUAUCACGUUUUGGCCUCCGCUAUGCUCUACAUCAUGUGGAAGAAUGUCGGUCGAAAGCUGGGACACCGCAGCCCUCAAAAAUUGGUGUUUAAGACACGCUCCAACAUUUUACCAGGACCAGUUCUGGGAGCUGCCGUCUUCGCAACUACAAUAGGAAUUCUUGUUGUGUACAGUCUACAGGCGGGCCAUUCAAAAGAUCACCGACUAUCUGCUGUGACUAUGUUUUAUUUGUACAGUAUGAUAGUGCUUGGCUUAAUGUCUGCAGCAUCUACAACCGGCCUGGUCAUUUAUAGGAUAGACAAAAGGUCAAUGGAUUAUUCCAAAAAUCCCACGCGAAAGCUGGAUGGCCAGCUUCUGGCCAGUACAGCGUGUGCCUCCUGGCUUCUAUCCUGGUGCUCUGUGCUAGCGGCGGUUUCUGCACAAAGCCGUCCGCAUUCCACAUGGCUCAGUUUACCGCUUUCCACUUUGGCUAUCAUUGAGAAAUCCGUGCAGAACAUGUUCAUCGUUGAAUCGCUCCAUCGCAAGCAGGAUGACGGUGAAGAGGAAGCAGGAAGAAUCAGGGGGACCAGUGACCGUCCUGGGACAUCACCCCCACGCUGUGGCAUUGUCAACAAAACGUUGGAGGGAGUAGAGCGACAGCUGUGUUGCGCGGCUGCUUCUCCACAAUCUCCAGAAGACCGAAGCAGCUCGGUGUGCAGUGAGCAGUUACCAUCACCCCGAGCUGCCGGCUCCUUUCCUCCAGCCAGCUUCAGGCAGACGGGAAAUCUGCACAAAACCAGAGUGAUAUUGAAGAACAUCGCCUCGUUUCUGUUCUUGUGCAAUAUUUCGUUUUGGAUACUACCAGCUUUUGGAGCCUGGCCCCAAUUUGACAAUGGAUUGGAAGAAAAUGUUUAUGGCUUUGAAGUUUGGAUUUUAAUUGUAAAUCUUGCAAUGCCUUUUGCUAUUUUCUACCGCAUGCAUGCAUCUUCAGCACUUUUUGAAGUGUUCUGUGCAAUUUAA